GGGGUGCAUUGUAUAAUUCAAAAUCCGUUCGGAGCAUUGGGAACGCAAAAGGCGGUCCCGGGCGCUCGAUCUAAGGGGGGCCAGGUAUAAAAACGAACUCGAUUUAGCCGCUAUCACUAUCGAACAGUCAUUCAACCGACUAACUCGCCAUGGCUUUCAAACUCAUCGCUUUCGCCACCCUCGUGGCUGCCGCCUCCGCUGGAGUACUCGCCCCAGCGCCCCUCGCGUACCACGGUGCCCCGGCUUACGCCCACGCCGCCCCCGCUUACGGAUACGCCGCCCCCGUCGCUAAGGCCGUCGUGAAGACCGUCGACGCCGACUACGACCCCAACCCCCAGUACAGCUACUCUUACGACGUCCACGACAGCCUGACCGGAGACGCCAAGAGCCAGCAGGAGACCCGCAACGGUGACGUCGUCGAGGGCAGCUACUCCCUCGUCGAGGCCGACGGCAGCCGUCGCGUCGUCCACUACACCGCCGACCCCCACAACGGAUUCAACGCCGUCGUUGAAAAGGAACCCGCCACCCACGGACCCGUCGUCGCCAAGUACGCCGCCGCCCCCGUCGUCGCCAAGUACGCCGCUGCCCCCGUCGUCGCCAAGUACGCCGCCGCCCCCCUCCACUACGCCGCCCCCGUCCAACACGGAUACUACCACUAAAUUAGAUCGUUAGAAGUACACCCAUAUUUAUUUCAAAUAUAAAUUAUUUAGACUA
Messenger RNA from Athalia rosae (coleseed sawfly), 714 nucleotides. Its product is annotated as larval cuticle protein A2B-like. Bases 150 to 659 code for a protein of 169 amino acids. NCBI's taxonomy places the organism in Eukaryota, Metazoa, Arthropoda, Insecta, Hymenoptera, Athaliidae. Gene Ontology annotation, cellular component: extracellular matrix. The record is from RefSeq and is a predicted model, not a curated record. The transcript has 2 exons.